This is a messenger RNA of Fonticula alba, 906 nucleotides long. RefSeq lists its product as hypothetical. NCBI's taxonomy places the organism in Eukaryota, Rotosphaerida, Fonticulaceae. The transcript is spliced from 4 exons. Gene Ontology annotation, biological process: cytoskeleton-dependent cytokinesis. Gene Ontology annotation, cellular component: septin ring; microtubule cytoskeleton; cell division site. Gene Ontology annotation, molecular function: molecular adaptor activity; GTP binding; GTPase activity. The record is from RefSeq and is a predicted model, not a curated record. Bases 1 to 906 code for a protein of 301 amino acids.
AUGAUCGUCGGCUCGGCCGGCCUGGGCAAGACCACCCUGGUGCAGGCCAUGACCGAGGGGCACGACCUGUCCGGGCCGUCGCACCCGAUCGACCUGCCCAGCACGGUGGCCGUCUCUGCCCGGUCUAUGGUGCUGGACAUCUCCGGCGCCCUGACCCAGCUGUCGAUUAUCGACACUCCCGGCUUCGGGGCCGGCCUCGACCGCCGGGACCACUUCGAGGCGGUGGUCAAUUAUGUGGAGCAGCAGCAGCUUCGCUACCUGAUCGAGGAGUCUCGUGUCGAUCGCAGUCUCAAUGUCAUCGAUACUCGUGUCCAUGUGGCCGUGUACAUGAUUCCGCCCACCGGCACCGCCAAUGUCACCGAGAAGCUCCCUGGCCACAAGGAGCCGGUCCUCGUGCGCAAGUACCCCUGGGGCACGAUUAAUGUUGAAGAUCCGGAGAUCUGUGACUACACCCUGCUGGCCAGCUGCCUUCUGGACAACAGCACCCACAUCGAGUUCUUCACCGAGCGCUCGCGCCUGAUCCACUACGAGUCCUUCCGCCGUGAGGUGCUCAGCUCGGCGGCCGAUGGCGGGCAUCUGGAUACGGCCGCCAUCGAGGCCCUGCUCGACCAGAACCUCCAGCUGGAGAAUGCUCGCGCCAACCAGUCGGACGCCGCUUCCAAGCACCACAUUGGCAGCCUGCUGUCGGCCAUGUCGGCCUUUGGCGAGGAGGAGGAGCCCCCUGUGGUGAAGAAGACCCGCACUCCGGAGGAGCUUAUGGAGCGGGCUCUCCGCCGUGAGGAGCUCUCCCGUCGCGGAUCUUCCUCGCAGCAGUCCCCGCAGCUGACCGACUCGACCGAGGCCCCGUCCCUGGUGACGGCGGACUCGGUCACCUCCUUCGCCGAGUCGGCCGAUGUCGCGGUCUAA